CUCCCACCAAUGACCAACAGUAACGUCUGGGCCCCACGCAGAACAGAAGUGAAGUGAAGACUCGGGACUCAAUCCACAAUUCGGAGUGGCUUCAACUACAGGAGAAAAUACACUCAUCCGUUUCUAAACCAAAGCAGAGACUAGCGACUAGCCGUUCUUUCGCCGUUUUGAAUUCUCUUCUCGUCGAAAAACGGACUCAUUAAACCCGUCAAGUUGUUAUCCAACGGUUAAUAAUUAGUGUUAAUAAUUGUGCAUUUUGAAAGAGUAAAUAGUGCACAAAACUGGAGAAUCGCCGCGAGUUAUUGGGAAUUUCAGAUUAAUUUAUACAACUUUUGAGUCAAUAUGAGAAAUUCUACUUUACUCAAAUGGGCGCAGAAUUCUACGAAUAAUAAGAAUCAGCCGAGCAAGAAUGGAGCAGGAACGAAUAAAAACUGGAUUCAUCCACCAGAUGCACUCCAAAAGGGCCACAUAGCGUACCUAGUCAAGUAUUUGGGAAGCACUGAGGUUGACCAACCGAAGGGAAUUGAAGUCGUCAAGGAGGCCAUUUGCAAACUCAAAUUUAAUCAACAAUUGAGGAAGAGCGAGGGAAAUAAAAUACCAAAAGUUGAACUCACUAUCAGCAUCGAUGGAGUGGCUAUUCAGGAGCCGAAAACAAAAACAACUCCAAAGCGAAUUAUGCAUCAAUAUCCCCUUCACCGAAUUUCCUACUGUGCGGAUGAUAAAGGUGAGAAGCGAUUCUUCAGUUUCAUCGCUAAAGAAGAGGACGCUGAGCGUCACACAUGUUUUGUGUUUGUGAGUGACAAAUUGGCUGAAGAAAUAACGUUAACGAUCGGCCAAGCCUUUGGUUUGGCCUACAGAAGAUUUCUGGAGACAUCGGGCAAAGAUUUAGAGACUCAGAGACGUUGUAUGGUCCUUCAACAAAAGAUUCGUCGGCUGGAACAUGAGAAUAAUACGUAUAGACAGAGAUUACAGGAUAUUUGCGCUAUCAAAGGCUCCGCGGAUGUACAAUCCUACUUGGCUCACCACAAUCUUCCGGAUAUUCUGCACGUUUCAAUGGUCUCAUCAGAUUCCUCCCCAGAUGAUGGAUCAAGAUUGAAUGGUAAUGCUAAAUUAGGAAAGAGUGAUACUAAUGGUAAUACAUCUAAUGGAAGACAACAGCCACCCCCAGUGCCACCAAGGAGUUUUGAUGAUGAUGAUUUCAUGGCAAAUAAACCAGCACCAAUGCCAGUUGUUGGUACCAAACUGGAGGGAUUACUUAUGGAUGAAUUGGAGGAAGAGUUGGAGGAAGAGGAGGAAGAGGAGGAGGAUUUCAAUCCUCGUGCGUACGAAACCGCUACCAAUGGGUUUAAUCAUCAGAACAGUGGCUCCUUGACCAAUGGAGAGUCUAAAAGUACUUUUCCAUUGAUAAAUGGUAGUUCCACGUCUCCACCGCUCUUGGCACCACCACCAAAAGCCAAGGAUUCGAGGCGUCAGAAUGGGGUGAAGGAAGAUUUGUUUGGCAGUGUGCCGUUCAAUCCACCAGCGUCCACCACCAAUUCAACAGGUGAUUUUGAUGAUCCUUUCGAAAUGGGAGAAUUUUCCAAUCUCUCCAUGUCUAGCACGAGUCAGCAGGACCUCGAGAAUGCCAUUGGAUUAUUGGACAAGCGGCUACUCGAAAUGAAGGAUGGAUUCAGCCGAGGAUUGACAAUGGGAACCGAUGAUUUUUCCCUGGAGAGUCUCGAUCCUCUGAGGAACUGAGGAGGCCAAAAUUUUCCAACCAACAACAAAAUGAACAAAAACAGGAUGAAAUAAAAUUCGUUAAUUAUUGGACGAUUGUCUUUUUUGCUAGCCAAAAGAAUUCAACGUCUCCAGAGACCAAAAUUAGUCAAUUAAUAUAUUAUUUAUAUAAUGGUGAUGUUUAUUAAUAUUCCUUCAAUUAAGAAUUAUCAUUAAUGUAUAAUUGUUUAAUCGCGUCUAUUAUAUAAACUAGAAACUUUUUUCUCUCACUCGAUAAAAAAAAAUCAUGACUCUUUGUAUUUUUAGCAACAACUGUUUUUUUAUUCUGUAAACAUCUUGGAAGUUGACGGGAUUUAUCAUUAAUUCAUUGAGCAAUUUUUUUCUGUCGCCAAAAUUGAAAGCUUCGACAAAAUGAUUGCUUAUCUAGAUAAUUUUCUCUUUUUUGCCUUAAGUUUUAAUGCUUUAUACACAUCAACUAAUAAUAACAAAUAUAUCUGCGAUAAAAAUUCAUCAGCUCAUCAACAUAAUCACUGAAAUAAUGAGCAGAUGAGACGGAAAGAUAAUUGAAAGUGAGAAUAAAAAAUUGAUGAUUAUUAAGAAGAACACAA
Diachasma alloeum is the source of this 2324-nucleotide messenger RNA. Its product is annotated as PTB domain-containing engulfment adapter protein 1. The transcript has 8 exons. The coding region runs from base 343 to 1737 and encodes 464 amino acids. The record is from RefSeq and is a predicted model, not a curated record. NCBI's taxonomy places the organism in Eukaryota, Metazoa, Arthropoda, Insecta, Hymenoptera, Braconidae.